UAACCAUCCACCAUUAUAAAUAGGUGCACCAUUUCCUGUACAUGAGCAUUACCAUCCACAACUUAAUUCGUGCAAAAACAGAGGAAAAGAAAUGGCAGCAAAAUCUUGUCAGGAAGGGCAUCCCACUGAGGCUUUUGGAUGGGCAGCAAGAGACCACUCCGGGGUCCUCUCUCCUUUCAAAUUCUCUCGGAGGGCAACAGGAGAGAAGGACGUCGCAUUCAAGGUGCUGUUCUGUGGAAUAUGUCACUCGGACCUUCAUAUGAUCAAGAAUGAGUGGGGUAUCUCUUCCUACCCUGUUGUCCCCGGGCAUGAGAUUGUGGGACAAGUGACAGGGGUAGGCAGCAAGGUUGAAAAGUUCAAAGUUGGAGAUAAAGUUGGGGUAGGGUACAUGGUUGGAUCAUGCCAAUCUUGCGAUAGUUGUCAUGACGAUCUCGAAAAUUACUGCCCAGACACAAUAGUCACCAGUGGUGGCAAGUACCAUGAUGGAGCCACCACAUACGGAGGCUUCUCAGACAUUAUGGUCGCAGAUGAGCACUAUGUAAUUCGAAUUCCAGAGAAUUUGCCUCUUGAUGCCGGUGCUCCUCUCCUAUGUGCUGGGAUUACAGUGUAUAGCCCCUUGAAAUAUUAUGGCCUUGACAAACCAGGUAUGCAUGUGGGUGUAGUCGGGCUUGGUGGGCUGGGUCAUGUAGCUGUAAAGUUUGCAAAAGCUAUGGGGAUCAAGGUGACAGUGAUCAGUACCUCUCCAAAAAAGAAGCAGGAGGCUCUUGAGCAUCUUGGCGCUCAUUCAUUUUUGGUUAGUCGUGACCCCGAUCAGAUGCAGGCUGCAAUAGGCACAAUGGAUGGUAUAAUUGACACGGUCUCGACGAUGCACCCUCUCUUCCCUUUGAUUGGUCUGUUGAAGACUCAGGGAAAGCUGGUUUUGGUUGGUGCGCCGGAGAAGCCACUUGAGCUACCAGUGUUUCCUCUUAUCAUGGGAAGGAAGAUAGUGGGUGGUAGUAGCAUCGGAGGAAUAAAGGAAACACAAGAGAUGAUUGAUUUUGCAGCCAAGAACAACAUAACAGCAGACGUUGAGGUGAUUCCAAUGGAUUAUGUGAACACUGCCUUGGAGCGGCUAUCGAAAUCAGAUGUUAGGUACAGAUUUGUGAUUGACAUUGGCAAUACAUUGAAGAAUUGAUGUUUGUCUUCCAUAUACCUCAGUGGAGAAAUGGCCUGUGUUUUGAGGAUUCGUAGGUCCGAAUCAUUUUUCAGCUUUCAGCAAUAAGUUUUUGUCUGUUAACGAAAACAUAUAUCGGCUUGUAAUGCUAUGGUGGGCAAGGGAAUUGGAAGGCCCAACCCUUGUGGUUCCUUUUCUUCCAAAUCCAUUACUUUGGAUCUACAAAUAUUGCUCGCCUUAUUUUUAAUAUACUAAUUGUUAUUUUUUAUGUCACAA
This is a messenger RNA of Populus trichocarpa (black cottonwood), 1429 nucleotides long. RefSeq names its product probable mannitol dehydrogenase. Gene Ontology annotation, biological process: lignin biosynthetic process. Gene Ontology annotation, molecular function: zinc ion binding; cinnamyl-alcohol dehydrogenase activity. The transcript is spliced from 5 exons. Bases 92 to 1174 code for a protein of 360 amino acids. NCBI's taxonomy places the organism in Eukaryota, Viridiplantae, Streptophyta, Magnoliopsida, Malpighiales, Salicaceae. The record is from RefSeq and is a predicted model, not a curated record.